Molecule: messenger RNA, 1065 nt
Organism: Clavispora lusitaniae ATCC 42720
Lineage: Eukaryota; Fungi; Ascomycota; Pichiomycetes; Serinales; Metschnikowiaceae
Product: alcohol dehydrogenase family protein
Molecular function (GO): oxidoreductase activity; zinc ion binding
Source: RefSeq, a predicted model, not a curated record
AUGAGGGCCGUUGCUUUUAAGAAACCAUUCUGUGUGGAGACGGUGUCGAAACCCAUUCCCGAACUCCAGUCUGCAACAGAUGCUUUGGUAAAAGUCAAAUACAGUGGUAUUUGCGGGUCGGAUCUACACUAUUAUCGAGGACAUAUCCCAUCAGCUCAAGGGCAGACUAUGGGCCACGAAUUUGUGGGGACUGUUGUGGCUAAAGGAUCAGAAAUCCCCGACUCACAGCUUACAGUGGGUGAUGAAGUGAUAUCAACAUUCACAAUCCAAUGUGGCCAAUGCUGGUAUUGCAAAAAUGGUCUAUCUGGAACAUGCGACAAAACAAACACUUUUGGGAAGACAGGGUUACAAGGUGCGCAAGCGGAGUACGUUCUUGUCCCGUAUGCAACAUCAACGUUGAUCAAGAAACCUCAGAAUGGCGAUUCUAAUGAUGCUGUCUAUACACUCAUGGCAGACAUCUUUGUCACAGCGUAUUUCGGAGUGAAGAAGGUUAGAGACUUUUUCAGCAGUUAUUCUGCAUCAGAUCUUACUAUAUUGCAAAUGGGUGCCGGCCCUGUAGGUCUUUGUGCUGUGGCAAUCUUGGCACAUUAUGGAUUCAAAUCGAUUGUUGUUGUAGAUGGGAUCGAGGACCGCUUGGAACAGGCAAAACAAUUGGGUGCAUCGGAAGUGGUGAACUUCCACUCGGGGGAAGAUAAAUUGGACAGUUUGACAGCAAAAUUGACUGAGCUGCGAGGCUACGACGCUGUGUUAGAAAUCGUUGGAGCGACGUCAGCCAUGAAGACUGCAUUUGACCACGUCCGUAGAGGUGGGUUCAUCAGCUCUGUUGGUAUGGGCCACGAGGGAUUGCCAUUCGAUGCUUUGCAAUGCUAUGCAAAAUGUUUGACAGUGAGUUUCGGUCGUUGUAACACUUGGUCUCUAUUCGAGGAGGCGUUAGAACUUUUUGAAGUGUUGAAAAGUGAGCUCAACACCUUGAUUGACGCAACACCGUCAAUCGAAGAGGCUGCAGAAUACUACGAGAGAUUUGAGAGGGGGGAGGUAAAGAAGGUAGUUUUGAAAUUUGAAUAA